Orycteropus afer afer is the source of this 2280-nucleotide messenger RNA. Lineage: Eukaryota; Metazoa; Chordata; Mammalia; Tubulidentata; Orycteropodidae. The record is from RefSeq and is a predicted model, not a curated record.
AUGGCCCCCGCCAUGCAGCCGGCCGAGAUCCAGUUUGCCCAGCGGCUAGCGUCCAACGAGAAGGGGAUCCGGGACCGGGCAGUUAAAAAGCUGCGCCAGUACAUCAGCGUGAAGACGCAGAGGGAGACAGGAGGCUUCAGCCAAGAAGAACUUUUAAAAAUAUGGAAAGGGCUCUUUUAUUGUAUGUGGGUGCAAGAUGAACCUCUCCUACAGGAGGAGCUAGCAAACACGAUAUCCCAGCUCAUCCAUGUUGUUAACAACUCAGAGGCGCAGCACCUGUUCAUUCAGACCUUUUGGCAAACCGUGAAUCGAGAGUGGGAGGGGAUUGACAGGCUGCGCCUGGACAAAUACUGCAUGCUGACCCGUCUAGUUCUAAGGCAGUCCUUUGAAGUGCUGAAGCGAAAUGGCUGGGAAGAAAGCCAAAUCAAGCUUUUUCUAGAUGUCUUAAUGAAGGAGAUCUUGCAUCCUGAGAGCCAGUCUCCAAAUGGAGUGAAGUUCCAUUUCAUUGAUAUUUACCUGGAUGAACUGUCCAAAGUGGGAGGGAAAGAGCUUCUCGGCAAUCAGAAUCUCAAGUUUAUUGAUCCAUUCUGCAAAAUUGCUGCCAAGACUAAGGACCAUACAUUGGUCCAGAGGAUAGCUAGGGGUGUUUUUGAAGUCAUUGUGGAUCAGUCUUCUUUUGUACCUGAAGAGAUGGUGGAGGAACAGAGAACCAAAGUGGGUGAUGGCGAGUUCUCUGAAGAAGAGAUCUCUGAGAAUGAGAUGAUGUGGAGAAAAACAAUCAGCAAAAAGAAGACAGCCCUAGGCAAGCAUCACUCAAGAAAAGAUGGCAUCAGCAACGAGGAGAGAGACAGCUGUGGCACCUGUGAAGACCCUGGGCCACUGCUCCAGUUUGAUUAUAAGGCUGUUGCUGAUCGACUCCUGGAAAUAACCAACAGGAAAAACAUCCCUCCCUUCAACAAGAAAUGUCUCUCUAAACUAAUCAAAAAAUUCCAAGAUCUUUCUGAAGUAGGCAGUACAACUCAGCUUGGUUUUAUGGAGGACAUUUCUGCUAAUGAAGAUGGCCAUCCUAUCAGUCAAGGAAAGAAGAAAAAAGGAAAUAAACCUUCAGAGAAAACCCACUUGGGAAAACAGAAAGGAAACAAGUUCUUUCAUAAAGAGGAAGAAGAAAAUGAAGGCAGUACUCAGAAGAGGAAAAGGAAAAAGAAAAAGAAGAACCAUCUCCAGACUGAAAAUUUAGGCUCAGGAGACAAAGCCACGUCCUCAGAUCUGAAUGGGUGCAGCACACCAGAGGAAAAUGAAAAAAUAGACAACAAUGGUGCAAGUGUAGUUGAGAUGGGAACAGAUGUCUUCUCCAGCACUGCGGAGGAAAAUGACUUGGAACAUCCCCCAACCAUCCCCAUAUGCAACAAAAAGAGACGGCCCAGGAAGAAGAGCCUGCGAGUCCAAGAAAGGGUCCCAGGAUUAGCAGUGCUGAUUCCGGAGGACAUGACUCAAAGUGGCCCCAGCAUUGAACGUGCUCAGGAGACUGCCACUUGCACUCCCCCAACAGGUGGCAUCCAAGUCCUGAAGAGGAAGCGGAAACUCGGAGCACUCCCUGUCAAUGGCAGCAGCCUGUCUAUGUUGACCUGGCCCCCACCGGGGAAGGAAAGCCCUCCAACCAGCCCAGGGGCAGGAGAAGAUGGCCACCCUGCCCUGGCCCAGGGUGUGAGACUAAAGAGGAAGAAGGGGGCACCCAGCAGCCUUGACCUGUAUGACUUAGCCAACCCAAAGAACGUUAUCUUGAAAAAGAGGAAGAAGAUGAAAGAGAUGCUGCACUUGGUGGAACACAAUGGAGUGUUGGAGACUGAAGUCAAGCAGAUCCACACACUGGGAAACAGUGGAGCAUUCAGCCCUUUGAAGAAGAAGAAGCUCAGGGCAGAAAAUGACUUUGUGAAGUUUGACACCCCCUUCUUACCAAAGCCCUUGUUCUUCAGGAAAGCUAAAAGUGCUGCUUCCAUCUCCUUUCUGAGCCCUACCGUCCAGUUAAACAAAACCCCUUCUAGCUCCAAGAAGGUCACCUUUGGGCUGAACAGAAACAUGACUGCAGAAUUCAAAAAGACAGACAAGAGUAUCUUGGUCAGUCCCACUGGCCCCUCCAGAGUGGCCUUCAACCCUGAGCAGAAGCCCCUCCAUGGGGUGCUGAAGACCCCCACAAGCUCUCCCUCCAACACUCCCCUGGCACCCAAGAAAAUAUUGACCACCCCUCCAAAGAGAAGACCAACCGCCAUGGAUUUCUUCUGA